CCAUACCGGCUACUCUUUAGUCCACGCGCCGUCACCAAAACCCUCGUUUUCUUCCUCUAAAAUUCAGGCGAAUUCCAUUGAUACGGGAGGGAUGGACGACCACAUGCACGGUAUGGGGAUGCCGGCGUCAUCGCCCGUCGCCGCCGCCGCCGCGAACGGCACUUUUCACCGCCGCCACAUGAUGAUGCACAUGACGUUCUUCUGGGGGAGGAACACGGAGGUCCUCUUCUCCGGCUGGCCGGGACACGACCACCUCGGCAUGUAUAUUGUCUCGCUGGUUGUCGUUUUCGCUCUCGCGGUUCUGGUGGAGUGGUUUUCGAACUGCAACUACAUCAAGGACGGCGCGAACCGUGCGGCGGCGGGGCUCCUCCAGACCGCCAUGUACGGCGUGAGAAUCGGGCUCGCGUAUAUGCUGAUGCUGGCCGUGAUGUCAUUCAACGGCGGCAUAUUUCUGGUGGCCAUCGCCGGACACACGCUCGGAUUUUUGGUCUUCGGGAGUCGGGUUUUCAACAAGCCGCCGUCGACGGCGAACGGGAAGACCACAGAUCUCCCACCUAUGAGCUGCAAUUGCUGAUGAUAGCUAGGAAAAUUUAGGAAAAGAAAUUUUUUCUUACUUUUAAUUUUAGGCCUAUUUUUUUUUUUUUUUUUUAAUAAACGUUAUUAAGUCUUUGACUGUAUGGUACCAAUAUUUUUGCUGCAUAACAAGUAUAAUAUUUAUAUCAAGGAAUGGUUCACCUUCAAAG
This is a messenger RNA of Ipomoea nil (Japanese morning glory), 743 nucleotides long. RefSeq names its product copper transporter 1-like. Gene Ontology annotation, molecular function: copper ion transmembrane transporter activity. Gene Ontology annotation, cellular component: plasma membrane. Gene Ontology annotation, biological process: intracellular copper ion homeostasis; copper ion transmembrane transport. Bases 92 to 574 code for a protein of 160 amino acids. Lineage: Eukaryota; Viridiplantae; Streptophyta; Magnoliopsida; Solanales; Convolvulaceae. The record is from RefSeq and is a predicted model, not a curated record. The transcript has a single exon.